Molecule: messenger RNA, 1937 nt
Organism: Onychomys torridus (southern grasshopper mouse)
Lineage: Eukaryota; Metazoa; Chordata; Mammalia; Rodentia; Cricetidae
Gene: Dnd1
Product: DND microRNA-mediated repression inhibitor 1
Exons: 3
Coding region: 424-1521 (365 amino acids)
Biological process (GO): mRNA stabilization; negative regulation of miRNA-mediated gene silencing; germ cell development
Cellular component (GO): nucleus; cytoplasm
Molecular function (GO): mRNA binding
Source: RefSeq, a predicted model, not a curated record
UUUAGCGCCUGGUGUGAAGGAGAGGAGGCCUUCCCAAACCCACUGGUUAAAGGACACCCUGUGGGCCCGGUGCCCAUCCUGGCCCUACUCGGCCCCACCCCCACCUCUUUGAUGGAGCUCCUCCCACACACGGUCCUAAGAGUUAGAUCUCCGGGGGCCAGCGCGCCUCCAAGCGUUCGCGCACGUGCAAUGGGUGCCUCCUUGAGAGGCGGGGUCGCUCUCGGAGCCAAUGAGAGCUCAAGGGGGCGUGGAAGGCAGGGAAUCUUCCAGAGGCAGAGAAGCCCAAGGGAAGUUCUAAGGAAGGUACUGGCACACAGACCUAGCAGAGGGCUAUGCAGUCCAAAAGGGAGUGUGAGGUAAGUAAUUAAAGACCUAAGGGGUCCUUGGGCCCCGCCUACAUGAGGAGCGGUUACAGUGACCCCAAUGUCCCAGGCGAGGUGGUGCUGGGCCUGUGAUGCGCCAUUCCAACCUACCUUUUUCCUCCAGCAAUGGUGUGAACGGGUGAACCCAGAGAACAAGGCAGCCCUGGAGGCGUGGGUAAGGGAGACUGGCAUCCGCCUGGUCCAGGUCAACGGGCAAAGGAAGUAUGGCGGGCCACCCCCAGGCUGGGUGGGCAGCCCGCCACCUUCAGGCUCCGAGGUGUUUAUCGGACGGCUACCCCAGGACGUGUAUGAGCACCAGCUGAUCCCACUCUUCCAGCGCGUGGGGCGCCUCUACGAGUUCCGCCUGAUGAUGACCUUCAGUGGCUUGAACCGCGGCUUUGCCUACGCGCGCUACAGCUCGCGGCGCGGUGCCCAGGCCGCCAUAGCCACCCUGCACAACCACCAGCUGCGCCCCUCUUGCCAGCUUCUGGUGUGCCGAAGCACCGAGAAGUGCGAGCUGACAGUGGACGGGCUGCCUCCGGGCUUGAACCGCCGCACCCUACUGCUCGCCCUGCAACCGCUGGGUCCCUGCCUGCAGGAGACAUUGCUGCUACCCAGCCCCGGGUCGGCGCCCUCUCAGAUUGCGCUGCUCAAGUUCAGCACACACCGAGCCGCUGCCAUGGCCAAAAAAGCCCUGGUAGAAGGGCAGUCCCGCCUCUGUGGAGAGCAGGUGGCUGUGGAGUGGCUCAAGCCUGACCUGAAGCAGCAUUUCCGCCAGCAGCUUGCAGGUCCCUCACUGCGCUUCCUCCGGCCAGAAGGCAGCCAGCUAGCCCAGAGCAGGGAUAGGCUAGGGUGCCAAGGGGCUCGGGCUGCUCUGCAGCUGCUUUGUCAGCGGAUGAAGCUGGGCAGCCCAGUGUUCCUUACCAAGUGUUUAGGCACAGGGCCUGCUGGCUGGCAUCGCUUUUGGUACCAGGUCGUGAUCCCUGGACACCCGGUGCCUUUCAGUGGCCUCAUUUGGGUUGUGCUGGCCUCUGAAUGGCAGGAUGGGCAUGAGGUGGCCAAGGAUGCUGUGUCUGUACAGUUGCUGGAAACACUGAGUGAGUCUAGAACCAGCUUGUGGUCUCCUGGGGCUGACGCAGGUAUUAUGGUUAGGCAGUGACCCCUCCCCCUCCUCUCUAAGGCAGCCUAAAUGGGUAGGCGGAACCUGUGCUGUCCCCAGCCCAGCAGCCCAGCAGGCCUGGGCAGCCACUACUGGAUCACAAAGCGACAGGGGCCUGCUUACCGCUUCCUUGCUGGGGAAGGACCCCGUCACACCUAAGUGCUACUUUAGUUGUGAGGAACAUUGCCCUUCCCCCUUUGAGCCCAGGCAGGGUCUGAUUGGACCUCUGACCUAGUAUCCUUGGUCACUUCCCAGUUUGACAGAAUUCACCAUACCCACACAAAAAGUUUACUAUGAAUCUUUGUUUUUAUUUGAGCCAAAGGCCCUUCCUCCGCCACUUGCCACUGAUUGGGGCUUGGAUGUCUUUUUUUUUCUAUGUUGGUUGUAUUUAUAUUAAACCCCUGGUUGGUAUACAA